UGCCAGGCUGCCACAGAAAUCUCAGUCUCAUCUGACGCACAAGUUCAGACAGAAGUUAAGGUGUGGCACGAGUCAUGACGAGGGUGACUAUCUGUGCUGUCCAGGUGUCACGGGGAGAACUUUGUGGAACUUUUCCUCAAGUCUGUCUUCGUUUUCGGAGCCCUUUCAGUUAAUGUUUGCGCUCAUAGUGUAUAGCCUGUUAAUGUUGUAGCAGGAGGGGGUUCUGAGUCCGUGAGCUAAAUCUUGAGACAGCAGCAGAAGCGUUGGCAGAUCGCUUUCUUUGGGAACAUCAAAAUCGACAUUACUGAAACUUCGGUUCAUUCACAUGUUGCUCCUCGGAUCUGGAGAGACCUAACGAUCUAACAUGGAGAAUGCUCAGUAACUGCUAGACGAACAGCACUUCCUUUUUUUGCCCCUCUUCAUUGCUUCCUAUACAGAUAAAAUGCGUAGAUUCAGCUCUGAAGGAUCCCUCCUGGAUCUUGACUUCCUCCCGUGGAAGAAGGUUGCACUGAGGAACCCAGAUUAUGGGAAGAAUCGCAAAUCUGCCACCAACAUACCUCACAUUGAACAUGAUGAGCUGGAUGGGAGUUCAGCCUGUCCUACUAAUCAGGAGGCCAGAUUGAGCGUUGACAAGGCAGGGAAGAGGGAGUUGACCAAGGAGCACAGUGUUAGUGUAGAGAACCUGAGUGAGCUGGGGAAACUGAACAAGAACCACCUUGGAGUGUGUGCCAUCAGUGAAGGCUGCAGGGCCUACAGUGACAGCCAGCUGGCACCGGCUGCCCAGGGCAGCACAGACAGCGUGGAGAGAGAUGACCUGCCUUCCCUGUCCCCCUCAUCCACUGCCACCGCCUUCCUCUUCAAAUCAACACACAAGCACCACCAUAUACCCAAACUGUUAUCUGCUAAACUGCACCUCAAGAGUCUGUUUGGUCAGAGUCCUCAUUGCUCAAAUUCCAACCUGUUCAACACCGAACAAAAAGACAGUGCUUCAGAGAGGAGGUCUCGUCUGCACUUCAUGCGUCAGUGGAGUGAGGUGAGCCACAAUAAAAGGAAGAUUGGUCGAGAAGAACUGGAGAAAUGGGCCAAGUCCCUGAAUACCCUGCUGGCCAGCCAAACUGGUGUUUCAGUGUUUGGAGCAUUCUUGCGGUCUGAGUUCAGCGAGGAGAAUCUGCAGUUCUAUCUGGCCUGUGAGCAGUACAGACACUCGUCCAACAACUUUAGCCUGCAUAGGAGGGCGAAGCACAUCUGCGCCACCUAUCUCCAACCCGGUGCCCCCCGAGAGGUGAACCUGGACAGCAAAACCAGGGAAAUGACCAUCCAGCUGCUGCAGGCUCCCUCUCACACCUGUCUGUCCCACGCACAGAAACGCAUCUACUCGCUCCUGGACACAGACUGUUAUCCCCGCUUCCUGCAGUCCAACAUCUACCUCUCCUUACUGCAACAGGCUGAUUAGAAGCCACAUGAUGACACACCUGGAUUUAGUAGGAGAACAGGGGCUCAUUAGUUUCCAGGACUUGCUAAACACUGUAGACCAUAAAGCUAAAAGAUAGAGCAGCUGGGUAGGAAGUUUGUAUGAAAAAUAUACAGAAUCUGGAGCAAAUGUCGAUGUCCAUUGGAAGCUGUAUGUAGGAAUUUAAUUUCAAUUAAAUUAAUAGUUCAGUACUUUGGGAUAUACACUGUCUUUCAGAGUGGGAUGUUAAGAUUAACAUCAAUGUCUUAUGUGUGUGCUACCCCCUGCUUCCAGUUAUUAUGCUAAAAUGACUCUGUACUCAACAAACAGAUCUUUUAAUCACAUAUUUGAAAAACCAAAUGUUUCCCAAAAUGUUAAACUAUGACUAAACUACUUUUAUUUCUUAUUGGCUUUGAGCUGCAGCAGUAGCUACGUUGAACCUGAGAAUUUGGGGAAAAACUCAGAUGGGACAGUUUACUUUCCCUUGUUUCUCUCUCUAGUUGUCCUGUGAAAUUAUGCAGCUCUUGGUUUAAUCUUUAAACAUCCGGUACGGAUGUCCCCAUGGUCCAGUAACUCAGUCCAUGGUUUUUUGUUUUGUUUUUUUUUUCUGCUGACAGGGAAAGGAGAAACAAGUUCAGCAAGAAUGAGCUCUUUGCUAAAUGGUCUUAAUACUAAAUAACUUACUUAUAUGGCAACCCUGAGUAACCUGAAUGACUUCACGGGUACAUGAAUGCAUAUCUAGAGGUAAGUUGAGUUCAGUCUGCCUCUAAAUACAACAAUGACUGUCUUCCUUGUUGCAUACAAUAGCAUAACAGAAAUUUAAAUAGGUUUAAUGGGUAGAUGGAUUUGCAUUUCCUUGAAUGUUGACCCUGUAAUAUCUGAAAGCCACAUCCUUGAAAGCUGAGUCCUUCAAAAUCAAGGAAUGUGGAACUCAUGAUCGUAUAAAGGUUAUUAUUAGGCUGCUGCACGGCUUGGGAGCACUUUGUAAAACCACUGUUGAUAAACACAGUUUGUUGGCAAAUAAUUGCAUUGUUUUUCUUUGUGUUUUAAACAGCUUUUUUGGAAAAUAAAUAAAAGAAACAGUUCAUAACAUAAAUGUAUGUCAGGUUUAAGAGGUUUAAUGAGAAAUAAGUAAAAUCCUUAAUUUGGUAUAGGAUGUCUGUUGAUUUUUCACUGGUUACGCGGAGAUGGAGAUAAGCUUCAGCAGUAGAUUUAGUGCCUAAGUUAUCUUAUGCAUGGAGGGUGGACAACCCCUGCUCUUGCAGAUAUUGCUGGGAUACUAAGCCAGCAGACUUAAAAGUCCACUGGCAAAAUCCAUUUAUUUAAACUGAAGACUUCUUUUCACUGUCUUUUUUACUGUACAGUGUCUCUGUCAGUUUUACAGGCUAUCAGGCUGGAACAGGAAUCUACCGGUAUUUUGAUGUGUUGUUUAGCUAACAUGUCAUGUGAUUUCAAGGUAAAUUGAAGUUACUUUAAUGUUAGAUUUAUAACGGACUGGAGCCUCUUAUGCGUAUGUGAUUUAAAAACAAACUGAUAAUAUUGAAUACUGAAUAUACUAUGUAAAUAACCCCCAUGAAAGGUUUAUUAUUUUAGGUUAAUUGCCUGAUUAAUAUUUCUGAAAUAUGUAUUUUUAUUAGUUGUAAUUUAACAAAGUACAGCGGCCUUAUGCCAUCCUAUGCACUAAUGUAGAAAGGGAAGGCUUUUGUUUUGGUAAAGGUCAACUAUAGUUGUUUACAUUUCCUGCCUAUGGCUUUGCCAGUAAGGCUGCAGCGCCCAGCCUUACGAACGCUUAAUGUUUAAGUUUUAAUGAGUUUAAUGGACCCGUAAUGAGGCACAAGCUCUUAAGGUGGUCGUGGUUUGUGUGUUUAUUCAAUGUAUACUAUGUUAAAGGAAGAAAAUAAACUGUAAACUUCACCAGCAAUCAAGAUCAUUGCCAUCACAUGGACACUAUAUGAGUUCAUUAUUAGCUAACGUUAUGUGAGGUAAACUACAGUUUUUCAUAUGUCACCAUGUGUUAAGUCGACAAACAGGAUUUCAGACCAAAUGGAGAUUUUUUUUUUUAUCACAACAGAGAUUGUCAUUCACAAUUAAAAUGGAAUAUGGAAUGUGAGUGACACCAAUGCGUUUCAUGUGCUACAGAAGAUUCCAAUUGUCUCGUGUGGUAACAUCAUGUUUUAUAAAAUAUGCCAAUGCUAGCAACCAAGCAAACAAUUUUACGUUCAGGAAACGUUCCACGAACGUGGCCUGAAGGGUGGGGGUAAACGUUUUCUGCGUUCCCCAAACGUAUGAUAUUUUCAGUGAACAAUGAACAUUCCGCGAACAUUCCCCGAAUCAUAUCUUACUGGCUUCAUCUGUGACAAGUGUCUAUACCUGUCCCAGCUUCCCGUUCAUUACUUGUCUUCCUCCACCCGCUAUCUUCAGCAAUCACACUUUUCAACCAAUAACCCAACACCGUACUGCAAAGAUUCACGCACCUUAACACGAUCAUAUGAGUAACCAGAAUAAUAGACAAAGAGUCGUAAAUAAAUGAAAAACAAUAAAAAUAAAUAAAUAGUAAAAGUAAUGUGAAUUAAUUGAAAUAAUGUGAUAGUUAAAAACAACGAUCAUAACUGAGUAGCAUACUUAUGAAUGAUUGGUUUCACACAUUACACUGAAAACAUAGGGCGGCCCUCUGACAACACAGAUCUUAAUAAAUACUGCCUGGCUGUUGUCUACAUUUUCAUCAGCUAUCUUAACCGUCUGUCUAUAAAGGAGGUGACAGUAAAUACUGUACAUAUAUAUAUAUAUACAUACAUACAUAUAUAUAAAACACAGUGACGACACUAAAGUGAACCAGUAAUUAUGUUUUGAAUGUAAUGCACAGAGCAUCUACUGUUUUGAUGACAUAAAACUGAAAUGAAAUCACUAAUUAAGAGGCUCUUGAGCCACAACCUUCCUCCUACUUUGUGAAUGUUGUUUUUAAGGGUGAUUUCCAAAGGUUUACUUGUUUCAAAAACAUAAUAAUAUAUAUAAUAUAUAUUGGAACUCAAAUUUUUAAAAUAUAUUCUACAUUAAUUUGAAGUUGAUAUAUUUGUAGUGUAGUGUCUGGAGAUUAGUAUGAUUAAUGUCAUCCUAGGAUCUGUUGAUUAGUACCAUUGAUGUCUUCCUGAGCUCUGGUGAUUAGUAGGAAUGAUGGUUUCCUGGGGUCCUUCAGUGAUUAUGACCCCAGCCCUAAAGGCAUAUGGUACAUGGGAAGAUGGUCUUUCUCCCCCCUUUCUUGGUGUCUUGGAAAGGUCACUGGUUAAUUUCUAGAUGUAUGCUUCUUGUAAUAAACGUUUUAUACAAGUAA
Scatophagus argus is the source of this 4778-nucleotide messenger RNA. Its product is annotated as regulator of G-protein signaling 8. Bases 443 to 1453 code for a protein of 336 amino acids. The transcript is spliced from 6 exons. Lineage: Eukaryota; Metazoa; Chordata; Actinopteri; Scatophagidae. The record is from RefSeq and is a predicted model, not a curated record.